CAACCCCCGCCGCAGCCACCUGCGCGCUGGGCCCUGCCGCGCACGCGCGCGCGCGUCCAGAGCCAGACAGUUGGUGGUGUUGCUACGCCCCAGCUGUUCCUCUCUGCACGCAGCUCCGCGGCGCGCGACCCCGGUGUGACACCACGGCGCAAACGCGGUGCGGGGGUAGGCAGGGGCGCGCAGGCGCCGCGGGGGGAGUGAGGCCGCGCAGGCGCGGACGGCGUUGGUUGAAGAAGACCUUCAGCGUUGCCCUGGCGGAGCGGAGAUCGGCUCUCUGGGUGGAGAUAUGUGUAACACACCGACUUACUGUGACCUAGGAAAGGCUGCCAAGGAUGUCUUCAACAAAGGAUAUGGGUUUGGCAUGGUCAAAAUAGAUCUGAGAACCAAGUCAUGUAGUGGUGUGAUGGAAUUUUCUACUUCUGGUCAUGCUUACACUGAUACAGGGAAAGCAUCAGGCAACCUAGAGACCAAAUAUAAGGUCUGUAACUAUGGACUUACCUUCACCCAAAAAUGGAACACAGACAAUACUCUUGGAACAGAAAUCUCAUGGGAGAACAAGUUGGCUGAAGGGUUGAAGCUGACUCUUGAUACCAUAUUUGUACCGAACACAGGAAAGAAGAGUGGGAAAUUGAAGGCCUCUUACAAACGGGAUUGUUUCAGUCUUGGCAGUAAUGUUGAUAUAGAUUUUUCUGGACCAACCAUCUAUGGCUGGGCUGUGUUAGCCUUUGAAGGUUGGCUUGCUGGUUAUCAGAUGAGUUUUGACACAGCCAAAUCCAAACUGUCACAGAAUAAUUUCGCCCUGGGUUAUAAGGCUGCAGACUUCCAGCUGCACACUCAUGUGAAUGAUGGCACUGAAUUUGGAGGGUCUAUCUACCAGAAGGUUAACGAGAAGAUUGAAACGUCAAUAAACCUUGCUUGGACAGCUGGCAGUAACAACACCCGUUUUGGCAUCGCUGCUAAAUACAAGCUGGAUUGUAGAACUUCUCUCUCUGCUAAAGUAAAUAAUGCCAGCCUGAUUGGACUGGGUUAUACUCAGACUCUUCGACCAGGAGUCAAACUGACCCUAUCAGCUUUAGUCGAUGGAAAGAAUUUCAAUGCAGGCGGUCACAAGGUUGGGUUGGGAUUUGAACUAGAAGCUUAAGAUGGUUUUGAAUAAAGCAUCAGCUUUGUCCCUGAAGGUGAAGAGGAAUGAACCCACUAUGUUUUGGCCUUAAAAUUCUUCUCUGAAAUUUCAAAAGUGUGAACUUUUUAUUCUUCCAAAGAAUUGUAGUCCUCCCCACACUGAAGUUGCAAGUCCAUCCUAAGGGAGGUGCUUGAAGGCAUGCCUGGAAGUUGUCAUGUUUGUGCCACAUUUCAGUUCCACAGUAUCGUUUUAAAUGCGUUCCUCAGCAACAGUGUAGUGUCAUGUUAUAAAGGAAAUGACCUGAUCUUCCAGUUUGUACAUCACGUCCUGCAUGUCCCACUCCACUUUUUCAUAACCUGUUAAUAUAUUGGUCUCUGUGCUGUAGUGGAAUCUUUGGUUUUGCAUCAGAGUAAAAUAAAAUAAACCCAUCACAUUUGAACAUAAUUGCUCAUCUGACUUGCUAGUGGUGGUUUUUUUACAUU
Molecule: messenger RNA, 1605 nt
Organism: Rhinolophus ferrumequinum (greater horseshoe bat)
Lineage: Eukaryota; Metazoa; Chordata; Mammalia; Chiroptera; Rhinolophidae
Gene: VDAC3
Product: voltage dependent anion channel 3
Exons: 10
Coding region: 287-1141 (284 amino acids)
Biological process (GO): monoatomic anion transmembrane transport
Cellular component (GO): mitochondrial outer membrane
Molecular function (GO): voltage-gated monoatomic anion channel activity
Source: RefSeq, a predicted model, not a curated record